Molecule: messenger RNA, 1267 nt
Organism: Elgaria multicarinata webbii
Lineage: Eukaryota; Metazoa; Chordata; Lepidosauria; Squamata; Anguidae
Gene: RFC4
Product: replication factor C subunit 4
Exons: 11
Coding region: 60-1157 (365 amino acids)
Biological process (GO): DNA repair; DNA-templated DNA replication
Cellular component (GO): DNA replication factor C complex; nucleus
Molecular function (GO): DNA binding; DNA clamp loader activity; ATP binding
Source: RefSeq, a predicted model, not a curated record
GGGAAAAAAAAGCGAGCGGUUUUUGGCGGGAGUUGGAAGGCUGGUGAGAAACAGCAGCAAUGCAGGCAUUUCUGAAAGGUCCAUCUUCAAUCAGCACUAAACCCCUAUCUACCAAGGAGCGGGGAACAACAGCCACUGCAGGAGGCAGUGGGGAGGGCAAGAGGGUCAGACCCGUUCCCUGGGUGGAAAAAUACCGCCCAAAAUGCAUAGAUGAAGUUGCAUUUCAAGAGGAAGUUGUUGCUGUAUUGAAGAAAUCCUUACAGGGAGUUGAUCUUCCCAAUCUCUUGUUUUAUGGUCCACCUGGAACUGGAAAAACAUCCACUAUCUUGGCAGCAGCCAGAGAACUCUUCGGGCCUGAACUGUUCCGGCAGAGAGUCCUUGAGUUAAACGCAUCUGAUGAACGUGGAAUACAAGUCGUUCGAGAGAAAGUGAAGAGUUUUGCUCAGCUAACAGUGUCGGGAAGUCGUUCAGAUGGAAAGCCGUGUCCCCCUUUUAAGAUUAUAAUCUUGGAUGAAGCAGAUUCUAUGACCUCAGCAGCCCAGGCAGCUUUAAGACGGACCAUGGAGAGAGAAUCCAAAACGACACGCUUCUGCCUUAUCUGUAAUUACAUCAGCCGGAUAAUUGAACCCAUAACAUCUCGAUGCUCUAAAUUUCGGUUCAAGCCCCUUUCAGACAAAAUCCAACAGCAGAGACUUCUAGACAUCGCUGAAAAGGAGAAUGUGGCAGUCAGCAGUGAGGCAGUCUCUUAUCUUGUUCAUGCAUCGGAAGGAGACUUGAGAAAAGCAAUCACACUUCUUCAAAGUGCUACACGAUUAACUGGUGGGAAAGAGGUCACUGAGAAAAUUGUCACCGAAAUCGCAGGGAUAGUCCCUAAAGAAAUGUUGGACGGAUUACUAACUGCCUGUCAGAGCGGUUCAUUUGAGAAACUGGAAACUGUAACAAAGAAUCUGAUCAAUGAAGGUUACGCAGCUACACAACUUAUAAGCCAGCUUCACGAUAUCAUUGUUGAGAGUGAGGAUCUCAGUGACAAGCAGAAAUCUGUUAUUGCAGAGAAACUUGCUGAGGUAGACAAGUGCUUGGUGGACGGUUCUGAUGAGUUCUUGCAGUUGAUCAGCCUCUGUGCAGUAGUGAUGCAGCAACUAAUUCAAAAUAGCUAACUUGCAAGGUGAAAUUAUUUACUUUUAACUGCUCCACAAGGAACUUAACAUUUUUGGAUGACAAGCUAUUUGUGUACUUUUUUUUUGUAAUAAAAUACAACUAAUGUGAA